Messenger RNA from Podarcis lilfordi (Lilford's wall lizard), 453 nucleotides. The record is from the annotation of a GenBank genome assembly. Lineage: Eukaryota; Metazoa; Chordata; Lepidosauria; Squamata; Lacertidae.
AUGGUUUUCACCCAUCAGCCUUUCAUCACCUCGGACCUAAUGAAUUGGUCAGAUAAAAUGCCUUCCCUCCGAGAUGACCCUGAUAAAUGCCACCGACAGGUAGCUACUAUUUUCUCCACCCACAACCCGACAUGGGCAGACGUACACAUGUUACUGGGGGCCCUUUUCAACGAAGCUGAAAAGAGGGAGAUAUUAGUAAAAGUGGGGGAGGCUUUGGGUAGACCCGACUACCAAGCAGACCAACCCGCUUCCAUGGCCCCACUGACAACCCAAACCCUUGUCAACGACCCUGCCUGGGACUAUAAUACCACCGAUGGCAUGUGGGGCUUAAAGAUAUUCAAGAAGGCUAUCCUAGAUGGCUUACAAGCUGCAGGACAGCGGACUGUAAAUUGGACUAAAGUCCAAGCCGUCCUACAAGGACCCGACGAACACCCCUCUGAUUAUUACAUGUGA